AUGCCGCGCGGCGCCACCUGGGCGCUGCUCUUGGCCGCGGCCCUGGGGCUCGGGGCGCGCGGCGUGCGCGGCGCGGUGGCCCUCGCCGACUUCUACCCGUUCGGCGCGGAGCGCGGCGACGCCGUCACCCCCAAGCAGGACGACGGCGGCUCCGGGCUGCGGCCGCUCUCCGUGCUCUUCCCGUUCUUCGGCGCCGAGCACUCCGGCCUCUACGUAAACAACAACGGGAUCAUCUCCUUCCUGAAGGAGGUUUCUCAGUUCACCCCAGUGGCCUUCCCCAUCGCCAAGGACCGCUGCGUGGUGGCGGCCUUCUGGGCGGACGUGGACAACCGACGUGCGGGCGACGUGUACUACCGGGAGGCCACCGACGCAGCCACGCUGCGCAGGGCCACAGAGGAUGUCAGGCGCUACUUCCCCGAGCUCCCAGGCUUCUCCGCCACCUGGGUGUUCAUAGCCACCUGGUACCGCGUGACCUUCUUCGGAGGCAGCUCCUCUUCCCCCGUCAACACGUUCCAGACCGUGCUCAUCACCGACGGCAAGCUCUCCUUCACCAUCUUCAACUACGAGUCUAUCACGUGGACUACGGGCACGCACGCCAGCAGCGGGGGCGACGCCGCUGGUCUGGGGGGCAUCGCGGCCCAGGCCGGCUUCAAUGCGGGCGACGGGCAGCGCUACUUCAGCAUCCCCGGCUCACGCACGGCGGACGUGGCGGAGGUGGAGAGCACCACCAACGUAGGCGUGCCCGGGCGCUGGGCGUUCCGAAUCGAUGAUGCCCAGGUGCGCGUGGGGGGCUGCGGCCAUACAACCUCCGUGUGCCUGGCCCUGCGCCCCUGCCUCAACGGCGGCAAGUGUAUCGACGACUGCGUCACGGGCAACCCCUCCUACACCUGCGCCUGCCUCUCGGGCUUCACGGGGAGGAGGUGCCACCUAGAUGUGAACGAGUGUGCUUCCCACCCGUGUCAGAACGGCGGGACCUGCACGCACGGCGUCAACAGCUUCAUCUGCCAGUGCCCGGCCGGCUUCGGCGGCCCCACCUGUGAGACAGCACAGUCUCCAUGCGAUGCCAAAGAGUGUGAGAACGGCGGCCGGUGCCAGGCGGAGGGCGGCUCCGCGGUGUGCGCGUGCGCGGCCGGCUACACGGGUGCGGCCUGCGAGACGGAUGUGGACGAGUGCGGCUCUGACCCCUGCCUGAAUGGAGGGUCGUGUGUCGACCUGGUGGGGAAUUUCACCUGCCUUUGUUCAGAGCCCUUCGAGGGACCUCGCUGCGAGACAGGAAGCCACCCAGUGCCCGACGCCUGCCUCUCGGCCCCCUGCCAGAACGGGGGCACCUGUGUGGACGCAGACCAGGGCUACGUGUGCGAAUGCCCCGAGGGCUUCAUGGGCCUUGACUGCAGGGAGAGAACCCCCAACAGCUGUGAGUGCCGCAAUGGUGGCAGGUGCCUGGGGGCUAACACCACCCUCUGCCAGUGCCCUCCGGGCUUCUUUGGGCUCCUCUGCGAAUUUGAAGUCACGGCCAUGCCCUGCAACAUGAACACGCAAUGCCCCGACGGUGGCUACUGCAUGGAGUAUGGUGGGAGCUACCUGUGCGUCUGCCACACCGACCACAACGUCAGUCACUCACUGCCGUCCCCCUGCGACUCAGACCCCUGCUUCAACGGAGGCUCCUGUGACGCCCACGACGACUCCUACACGUGCGAGUGCCCGCGGGGCUUCCACGGCCGGCACUGCGAGAAAGCCCGGCCGCGCCUGUGCAGCUCGGGGCCCUGCAGGAACGGCGGCACGUGCAAGGAAGCGGGCGGCGAGUACCGCUGCGACUGCCCCUACCGCUUCACCGGGAGGCACUGCGAGAUCGGGAAGCCAGACUCAUGCGCCUCGGGCCCCUGUCACAACGGCGGCACCUGCUUCCACUACAUUGGCAAAUACAAGUGUGACUGCCCCCCAGGCUUCUCGGGACGGCACUGCGAGAUAGCCCCCUCUCCCUGCUUCUGGAGCCCAUGCAUGAAUGGGGGUACCUGCGAGGCCCUGGGGACAGACUUCUCCUGCCACUGUCAAGCAGGGUACACAGGACGCCGGUGCCAGGCAGAGGUGGACUGCGGCCCGCCCGAGGGGGUGACGCACGCCACCCUGCGCUUCAACGGCACCCGGUUGGGCUCGGUGGCCCUGUACUCGUGUGACCGAGGCUACAGCCCGAGCACCUCCAGCCACAUCCGCGUCUGCCAGCCGCAGGGCGUCUGGAGCGAGCCUCCCCAGUGCCACGACAUUGACGAGUGCCUAUCCCAGCCGUGCCUGCAUGGGGGCUCCUGCCAGGACCGCGUCGCUGGGUACCUGUGUGUCUGCGGCCCGGGGCACGAAGGAGCCCUCUGCGAGCUGGAGACAGACGAGUGCCUGACGCGGCCCUGCAGAAACGGAGGCUCCUGCAGGGACCUCCCGGGGGCCUUUGUCUGCCAGUGCUCCCCAGGCUUCGUGGGAGUCCACUGCGAGACAGAGGUGGACGCCUGCGACUCCAGGCCCUGCCAGCACGGAGGCCGGUGCGAGAACGGUGGCGGGGCCUACCUGUGUGUCUGCCCGGAGGGCUUCUUCGGCUACCACUGCGAGACAGUGAGCGACCCCUGCUUCUCCAGCCCCUGUGGGGGCCGCGGCUACUGCCUGGCCAGCAACGGGUCCCACAGCUGCACCUGUAAAGCGGGCUACACGGGCAAGGACUGUGCCAAAGAGCUCUUCCCACCAACGGCCCUCAAGGUGGAGCGAGUGGAGGAGAGCGGGGUCUCCAUCUCCUGGCGCCCACCCGAAGGCCCAGCCGCCCGGCAGGUGCUCGACGGCUACGCGGUCACCUACGCCUCUUCCGACGGCUCCUACCGCCGCACGGACUUCGUGGACCGGGGCCGCUCCUCGCACCAGCUGCGGGCCCUGGCGGCCGGCAGGGCUUACAACAUCUCCAUCUUCUCGGUCAAGCGCAACGCCAACAACAAGAACGACAUCAGCAGGCCUGUGGUGCUGCUCACCCGCACGCGACCCCGCCCCGUCGAGGGCCUUGAGGUCACCAACGUGACUGCCAGCGCCAUCUCGGUGCGAUGGGCUCUGCACAGGAUCCGCCACGCCACCGUCAGCAGCGUCCGCGUGUCCAUCCGCCACCCCAAGGCCCGGGAGGACGAGUCCACCGACGUGGACAAGGGUGUGGACAAGUUCACAUUCAGGGCCCUGCUUCCAGGAAGGAGAUAUACCAUCUGGGUGACUGCCCUCAGCGGGCUGGGGGGGCAGGAGCGUCCCACCGAGAGCCUGGCCUCGGCGCCACUGCACGUGUGGACCCGGCCUCUGCCGCCAGCCAACCUGACCGCGGCCCGAGUCACGGCCACCUCUGCCCACGUAGUCUGGGACGCCCCCACUCCGGGCACCUCACUGGAGGCCUACGUCAUCAACGUGACCACUAGCCAGAGCACCAAGAGCCGCUACGUCCCCAACGGGAGGCUGGUGUCCUACACGGUGCGGGACCUGACGCCUGGACGGCGGUACCAGCUGUCGGUGUCGGCCGUGCAGAGCGCCGGGGGCGACCAGCUGCACAGCGAGCCUGCUCACCUGUACAUCAUCACCUCCGCGAGGGACGGCGCCGACCGACGCUGGCACCGGGAAGGACUCCCCCCGCGCGCGCUCAGAACCCGACCGUCCCCCGCGCGCCUGCCGGAGCUGCGCCUGCUCAACGACCCCGGCGCCCCCGCACCGCCGACCCAGGCCCCCAGGUUCUCAGAGCUCGUGGACGGCAGAGGACGAGUGAGCGCCAGCUUCCGCAGCUCGCCUGGCAGACGGGUCACCGUGAGAUCACAACCCACGGCUCUGGUGCAGCUGGAGAACGCGGAGGAGGUCCCCGAGCGGGUCAGCCUGGCCCUGCAGCUCCCCGGACAUAGUGGUGACCAGGGCGUGGAAAGUGCCCCUGGGAGCUGCUCAGAAAACCCCUGCCAGAACGGAGGCACCUGUGUGCCUGGCGAGGCCGCCCACAGCUGUGACUGCAGCCCGGGCUUCAAAGGCAGACACUGUGAGCUUGCCUGUAGAAAGGUGCCCCAGCCCUGCACACGGCUGUUCUCGGAGACAAAGUCCUUUCCUGUCUGGGAAGGAGGCAUCUGUCACCACGUGUAUAAAAGAGUCUACAGAGUGCAUCCAGACACCUGCUUCAAAGAGAGCUGUGAGAGUACGCGCGCCAGGACCCCAGACAGGAAACAAAGUAACAGUCCUACACUGAGGAAAUCUUAAGGAUCAGGAUGCUCUUGUUACGCUCCAUCAACCUCACGAGUUUCUAAAGCCCAGGAAGACGAGGUCUAAAAUUGGAUUGAAAACAAGGUCCUGGCUGGAGUCAGUGCCCUGAGCGGCGUCUCUCCUCUGGCCUCUGGAAGACAGACGGCCAGGCCAGGCAAGCACCAGCCACCUCCUUGCCCAGCUACAACCAGGGAGACCUCCGGGACAGAACCCACAUCUGACAUAGCCCAGGCUGCAGUCUUCAAGGGGGCAGUCUGCGCCACGGCGAACGCAUACCCAUGGCGCACACGUUAGCCCUGGAUGGCAAGGCUGUCCACCAGGAAUGCUUUCGCAACCUUCAGAAACCAGUUCUCAGAUUCCAAAGUCAGAGAAAGAAUUCUCCCUUUGAGAGCUAGCAACAAAACUGAGGAACUGCUAUCGACAGCUUCCAAAGCAGAGACGGUGGCGCUGGGAGGAAGGGGCAGAGAUGAGGCCACACCGGAAGCGCUUCGCCCGGCUCUCCUCCGCCAGCAGAUUAUUUAUGCUGAUCGUUCGCAGGCUAGUGCUCCAUCAUAUGGACCAGCUGACUUUGAGAGAGAAAAUGGUAACACUAAGGCGGAGCUUAGACACUUUUUACCUACAACCUUUUCUGUAAAGGUCAGACAGUAUUCUUGGCUUUGAGGAUCCUAUGGUCUCUGUGGCAAUGACUCAGCCCUGCAGUUGUACCACAAAUGCAGCCAACGGACGUGUGACUGACCAGGCGUGGCUGGGUUCCAAUAAAACUUUAUUUACAAAAACAGGCAAGGCCGAGCUGGCCCAUGUGCCACACUGGGUUAACCCCUGGUCUUCGAGGUCAUAGGCUUUGGCCUAUCCCCUGGAUGACAAGUUCCACCAAGGCACCAAAGACCUCAAGGGUUUCAUGGAAACCUCAAGGGCUUCAAACCCCACUUGGAAAGUCAAGGCAACCCCUCUACCAAGUACAGCGAGGGCUCCUCCCACAAGCCUGAAUGCGAUGCUGGUUAAGGUUUCUCUUAGUCCAGGACUCAAGUAACGCUGUGUGGGGCCAUCAGGUAGUAAGCACCGUGUUCCACACGCUCCUCCUUCCCACACAGGUCGCCGCGUCAUCCUGCCACCCUGUUCUCUAGCACGCUUCUAAGCAGCGCUCGCUUCUCCCUGCAAGUGAGGUAAAAACCAAACAAGCCAACCCCACCUCUAGCAUGCUGAACAUUUUAGCAGCUGACCCAAACUGGAACUCAAGCCCCCGUGCAUCCUCCACUGACACUGCCCCGAGUCAGCGUCACAGCCACAGAAAGGGGCUCUUCCUUUCAUCUUUUAUAAAAAAAUCUUUUUUACAGAGUUCUAUUUUAGGCUUUUUAUUUUUAUUAAAGUUUUGUGUGCAUAUGUCUGUGUAUUAUGCAUUCUGUCAUUUUCAGCAAGGAGGAAUAGUCAUUUCGAAAAGUCUCUACUGUACUCCAGAAGUCUCCAGGGCCCCAGUCUCCAAGGCCCACCUGGAGAAGACGGCUGAUUGCAGUCCAGGGGCUCGGACACUGGGAGAAUCGAGAGAAAACCACAUUCAUAAACACGUACUGCUGACCUGUGCCGUGGCACUGGGACCUGUCACUGUGCAUCUGUGUAAGCUAUGGCAUCACGAGCAAACAGCAAGAUCAAGUGAUAUCACUGGAAAGAAGACGAAACCCUCUACUACCAUGUUAAUAACCUCAAGCCCCUCAGCCACGAGGCAAGCGUAACGUGUUCCAGUCUUUAGCUUAGAAGCCCUUGUUUCUACAAGAAACAGUCUACUGAAUCCUGAGCUUGGUGCUGUGUUUUCUUAUGAUUAACCCACUUUGAUGUUUCAUAAGUUAAACAUCUAGUAAAAGACUUCCUGAUGCUAAAGGAAUUAUAAUUCAUCUUUGAACCAUUACAAAUGAGCCACUGCUUUUUUCCACACGGCUCCUUCUUAAAACUCUAACGUCUUCCUUGGAGAUACUCAAGGUCCACCCCCCAAAAUCAGCAAAAAUGGAAUCAAAAAAGUGUCAGGGGCAUACACAUUUCUGUGUCGAAAUGAAAGGAGCAAUCCUGAGUUGCCGAGUUAGCCUUGUGUUAAUCAAAACUUGGAUCGACUAACCACGUAACGGAGCUGAGGUUUAAGAUUCUGGUCGUCCCGACCGGGGAG
Messenger RNA from Kogia breviceps (pygmy sperm whale), 6397 nucleotides. NCBI's taxonomy places the organism in Eukaryota, Metazoa, Chordata, Mammalia, Artiodactyla, Physeteridae. The record is from RefSeq and is a predicted model, not a curated record.